Molecule: messenger RNA, 2405 nt
Organism: Vigna umbellata (rice bean)
Lineage: Eukaryota; Viridiplantae; Streptophyta; Magnoliopsida; Fabales; Fabaceae
Product: DELLA protein 1-like
Source: RefSeq, a predicted model, not a curated record
ACCAAAACGCACACACCCCCACUUCAACUAAAUUAAACCACUCCCAAAUAUCACACUCACCAUCUAAACUUUUUCUCAAUAUCAAUCAAAAUCAAAAUCAAAAAUAAAAAAACAAUUCAUUCCAUUAUUAUGGCUUCCAUUCUCCCUUAUCUUUCCCAAUUUCCACCCUUCUCUCUCUCCCUUUCCACCUCUCUCACUUCAAGCUCCUCAGCCCCCUUUUCCUAUGACCCCAUUCCAUUUCCAAAUCACCGAUCCUAAUUCCAAUUCCAAUUCCACUCCCACUCCCAUCCCCAUUCCUUCAAUUUUUCCUAUCACCCUUCCCCCCACUUCCUCAUGAAGAGGAAUUUCCGAGACAACUGCGCCGGAGGAGCUGUCAAGGGUGAGUGCUCCUCAAUGCCCAACGGCAAGGCCAAGAUGUGGGAGGAAGACCGCCACCAGCAGGGAGGAGGGAUGGAUGAGUUGCUCGCGGCGUUGGGCUACAAGGUUCGUGCUUCCGACAUGGCAGACGUCGCACAGAAGCUUGAGCAGUUGGAGAUGGUCAUGGGGAGUGCCCAGGAAGAGGGAAUUUCCCACCUCGCUUCCGACACCGUUCACUACGACCCUACGGAUCUCCAUUCAUGGGUCCAGAGCAUGUUGGCCGAACUCAACCCCGAACCCACCAACACCAUCCUCGAUCCCUCCUCCUUCUUGAUCGAAAACCCCUCCCACUCUUCCUCCGUCCUCACCUCCAACUCACGCGUUUUCAACGACGACUCCGAAUAUGACCUCAGAGCCAUUCCUGGAAUAGCCGCAUACCCUCCUCAAAACACCACAAACAACAACCCCACUGUUCACACCACCACUGCCACAACCACCACCACUGGCACCAAAGCCGUGGAAGAAAUCGAAACGACCAGCAACAAGCGCCUCAAGGCUUCCCCAAUUGAAUCCUCAGAGUCCGCUUCGGAGCCCACGCGCCCUGUAGUCCUCGUUGACUCGCAGGAAGCCGGCGUGCGUUUGGUCCACACUCUCAUGGCGUGCGCGGAGGCCGUCCAGCAGGAGAAUCUGAAGCUGGCGGACGCACUGGUAAAGCACGUUGGCAUACUGGCUUCGUCUCAAGCCGGCGCCAUGAGGAAAGUGGCGUCGUACUUCGCCCAGGCCCUGGCGCGUCGAAUCUACGGCAUCUUCCCGGAGGAAACCCUCGAUUCCUCCUUCUCCGACCUUCUCCACAUGCACUUCUACGAGUCCUGCCCCUAUCUGAAGUUCGCACACUUCACCGCCAACCAGGCCAUUCUCGAGGCCUUCACCACCGCUGGGAGAGUCCACGUCAUCGAUUUCGGCCUCAAACAGGGGAUGCAGUGGCCCGCCCUCAUGCAGGCCCUCGCAUUGCGCCCUGGCGGUCCCCCAACUUUCCGCCUAACCGGAAUCGGGCCCCCGCAGCCCGACAACACUGACGCGCUGCAGCAAGUGGGCUGGAAGUUGGCCCAGUUAGCCCACACCAUCGGCGUCCAGUUCGAAUUCCGCGGAUUCGUCUGCAGCAGCCUUGCAGAUCUCGACCCAAACAUGCUAGAGAUCCGUCCCGGAGAAGCCGUGGCUGUCAACUCCGUCUUCGAGCUCCAUCGCAUGCUGGCCCGACCCGGAUCCGUCGACAAGGUCAUGGACACAGUGAAAAAGCUCAACCCCAAAAUCGUAACCAUCGUGGAGCAAGAAGCGAACCACAACGGACCGGUUUUCUUGGACCGGUUCACUGAAGCCUUGCAUUACUACUCGAGUCUCUUUGACUCGCUGGAGGGUUCUUCCUCCUCCAACGGGUUGGGUUCGCCGAAUCAGGAUCUGUUGAUGUCGGAGUUGUACCUUGGGAAACAGAUAUGCAACGUGGUGGCGUAUGAAGGCGUGGAGCGCGUGGAGCGUCACGAGACUCUGAGUCAGUGGAGGGGAAGAAUGGGUUCGGCCGGGUUCGACCCGGUUCAUCUCGGGUCUAACGCGUUUAAGCAAGCUAGUAUGUUGCUGGCUCUAUUCGCAGGCGGUGAUGGGUACAGAGUGGAGGAGAAUAACGGCUGCCUCAUGCUUGGUUGGCACACUAGGCCACUCAUCGCCACCUCCGCUUGGAAGCUUCCCGCGCCCGAGUCCUAGUGGGUUCACUCGCUGGGUUACCCGAGUUAACCAGCUGGACUGUACACUGUAGAUUAAUUGGAUCGUGGAUGACGACGACGACGAUGAUCGCGGUAAAUCGGUAAAAAUGGUUUGAUUGAACUUGUUGGAGUGGAGUGAGUCAGUGACCGAGUCAGGCAGCGAGGCAGAAGGAGGAUAAAUAAAGUGAGAGGAAAAAAAAAGCUAAAAGAAAAGAUAAAAAAAGAAAGACUGUAAUUUGUAAUUGUACUCCUAAUUACCGUUUCUCUUUUAGUGUUUUGAUUUUCCUUUCUCUA